AUGCUGAAAAAAUACGGUGUUCAUUUUUCGGAUAUCUCCGGAAUGGCUUUAGUCGCCUAUGAUCCAGAUGGUUCUGUAAGAUGGUGGAACAUGGGAUGUACAAUAAAUAUAACUGGAAUAUUGUUUUUUCAAUAUACUGUGAUCACAUAUUGUACCAUUCGAAUGUGUCUUGAAAUGGAAGCAAAACUGGAACUGGUCUCAGAGUCUUUGAGAAACUUGCACAAGCAAUUUUUCAAAACUCUUGUUUUACAAAUUGCUACUCCAACGGUCAUUUUGCUCUUUCCUGUUUUGAUCAUUAUUUAUCUGCCUAUCCUUGACCUGGAACUUGAUGUGCCAACUGGCAUAUUUCUUUGUGCUUUUACUCUAUAUCCAGCCAUGGAUGCAAUCAUUGUGAUGUAUGUUGUGAAGGACUAUAGCAUGGAAAUCAAAAAAAUGUUUAAAAAUGCCUUUGAUGUUUUCACUAGCAGUCUCAGACCGGCAGCAGACAUCACCAACCCCUCUGAAGAAACUAAUGGACUACCUCUUGCUUCAAUCCGUGUUCUUAACUCUUGA
This is a messenger RNA of Caenorhabditis briggsae, 552 nucleotides long. The coding region runs from base 1 to 552 and encodes 183 amino acids. The record is from RefSeq and is a predicted model, not a curated record. The transcript is spliced from 2 exons. NCBI's taxonomy places the organism in Eukaryota, Metazoa, Nematoda, Chromadorea, Rhabditida, Rhabditidae.